Molecule: messenger RNA, 3794 nt
Organism: Drosophila biarmipes
Lineage: Eukaryota; Metazoa; Arthropoda; Insecta; Diptera; Drosophilidae
Product: transmembrane protein 65
Exons: 3
Coding region: 189-668 (159 amino acids)
Cellular component (GO): mitochondrion
Source: RefSeq, a predicted model, not a curated record
CAAUUAAAAAACCGCUACAUCUAGAAGGAAUGUUGCUAAAUUUGCACAGUGUUCUUAACUCUUUUUAGUUUUUAACUACGAUUUCUAUUCUGAGUUGAAGAAUUUUAAAAUUUCGUUUGUAAUUGCACAACUAACUUUAAAGUCGGUUGUCAGCGAGCUGUCAGUGGUUUAUUGUGGAACGCAUAGCUAUGCGUCAACAAUUUAAAGUCGCCUUCAGAAAGCUAAUACGUCGGUGCAAGAGCAUAAGGACUAGGUCUUUUUGCUGUGACGCUAAGCUUCUGGGUAAGCAACAGCUGAUCCCGCCUCUAUUCACCUGGACCACUUCUAGCCCCAGGAACUACUCUAAGUUUAGUACCCACAUAACGACAGAGCGUGCGAUGGAUCUUCUAUGCAAUCUGGACGAAAAGGAGCGCAGCAAUCUGCGAUUCGCACUUGACAAAAUAGACGCCGACAAGGAAAAAAAGCUGUACGAGAGCUUCGAUCCACCGUCUGCCGUAUUGCUCAACAUUCUCAACGGACGGUCGAGUGCAAACGAGUCCUUGUCAGUAUAUGGUAGCAGGCUGGUGACAUCACUGCUGACGAAGUGGAAAGGAAUGAGCCAAGAGGAGAUAGCUGUUUCUUUAGUGUUGGCCCACACGUCACAAAUCGAGCCCAGGUUGCAAGCAUAAAAACUCGGAAUGAACUGCAGCAACUCUUAAAGGCGUUUUCGUUCAACAAAGUGAGCGACUACUCUGGAUUGGAUCAAGGAACGGACAGGAAGAGGUUUAACACGCUGGCUGGAAAAAGGAUUUAUAAUACGGUAGUGCUAAGAGGAAUAGGUGGCAACAUUGUUAAAAGUAACUUACAAAUAUUGGCAACUGUAAAUAUUUCCGAAUUUGAUGUAGAAGCCCUAUUUCAUGCAGUAAUGGAUAAUUACCUUAAAUACGAUAUUAUAAUUGGUUUUGGUGUCAUGAUUGCUAACAAAUUCGCUAUGUACAUGAAUCAAAUUGUCAAUGUAGUGAGCAAUGAAACUUCGAUAAGUCUCUUAGAAAAUCUGGUUAAUGAUAAUGAUAAGAUAAUACUAAGAAAUAUUUUGAGUGAAUUCUCAGAUCAUUUUAUAACUGGCAUGCCAAAUAGGAGGAUAACUACAGGAGAAUUUGAAAUUCGUCUAAUUGAUGAACAUAAGACUGUACAAAGACGUACGUAUAGAUAAAGUGCAGAAGAAAAACUAAUAGUCAGGGACAAAAUUCAACAAAUGAUUAAAAGCAAUGUCAUUCGCCCAAGUAGCUCUCCAUUCGCUAGUCCUAUGCUUUUAGUUAAAAAGAAAGAUGACAGUGAUAGACUGCGCAUUGAUUUUCACGAAUUAAAUGCGAAUACGGUGUCUGAUAAGUAUCCAUUGCCAUUAAUAUCAGAUCAGAUAGAUAGAUUACGAUAGAUUAGUAAAUACUAUGGCAGUUUGGACAUGGCCUGCGGAUUUCAUCAGAUACCGAUUCUUACUGAUACCAUCGAGAAAACAGCUUUCGUAACUCCAGAAGGUCAAUAUGAGUUCCUUGCUGUGCCAUUCGGUUUGAAGAAUGCCUCGUCAGUAUUUCAAAGAGCGAUAGUACGAGCCUUAGGUGAUUUGACAUACUCGUAUGCAAUUGGUUUUAUUGAUGAUGUGUUAAUAAUCGCAAACUCCAAAGAAGAAGCUUUUACAAGAUUGAAAGUUUUGCUUAAAGCCUUGUCAGAUGCCGGGUUUUCAUUUAAUAUAAAAAAGAGCACAUUCUUCUAGACAGGAAUAGAGUGUCUCGGGUUCUAUAUUAAAGAUGGCGAAAUUAAACCCAGUCCUAGAAAAAUAGAAGCUCAACCAAUUACUGUCACGCAGUUAAGACAAUUUAUAGGUUUGGCUUCAUAUUUCAGACAGUUUGUUCCACGAUUCUCUGAACGGAUGAAACCAUUGUAUCAGCUAACUUCUAAGGUAAAUGGAUUUGUUUUAAGGGAAAAUCAUGAAAAAAUACGCAAACAGAUUAUAAUCCUGUUGACAAGUGACCCGGUGCUGAUCAUAUUCAACCCUGAGCUUCCGAUUAAUUUGCAUACAGACGCCAGCGCUGAUGGCUACGGUGCAAUGCUCCUUCACAGGUCUGACAGCAAAUGUAGGGUGAUCCAAUAUUUCAGCAGGUGUACAUCGGGUUCAGAAUCAAAAUAUUAUCAAUAUAUCAUACGAACUAGAGACUUUAGCCGUGUAUAAUGCUGUCAAACAUUUUCGACAUUAUCUGCAUGAUAGAGAGUUCGUCGUCCAUACUGACUGCAAUUCCUUAAAAGCGAGUCGUACCAAGGUUGAACUGACACCACGAGUACACCGAUGGUGGGCGUUGUUGCAGGCAUUUUAUUUUAGCGUAGAAUAUAGAAAGGGAACUCAAAUGGCACACGUAGACUUCCUUUCUAGCUCGUAUAGUUUCCCAGAUCUCAGCGUUCAUAUGGACGGUGGAAAGAAGGACAUGGCUAGAUCGAUUCGGCUAGUGAUCCUGAUCAAGAAUAUAUGUACUUUAUGGGGUUGGAAGUGCUUCUUUUUACAUUAAUUUUUCUUAGUAAACCUGAAAACUAUGAUGAUCAAGAUUUAAAGAUUUAUAAAAAAACUAUAUUACAAACGAAUAUACAUAGAGUAGUCUUUAAUCCUAAUAACCGAAUCAAGUGUACACGAGCAAACAAAUAUAGCCAUAUUAUUAAGAAGUUGAUAGAAAAUACUACUCCACUUCCACGUUUUACAAUUAUAAACAUUAUGUCUGUCGACAAGUUUGGGCAUUUUUCUGUUGAUAACAAAAGAUCAGAAAAUUUGACAAGACGUGUUAAGUCUACUGACUUAAUGCUCAAAAUUAAUGUAUCAAAACUGAAACAAAACCUAAAGAUAAUGAUGAUCUAGCAACGAAACAAUAUACUGAUGAGAAGAACAUCGGAAAGUUUGGAAAAGAUUUAAGAAAAAUUAUAACUCAAAAUAUUACUAGUCGACAUACGAAAAUUUCAAGCUUAGAAAAUAGAAUUGAAUUGUAUAAUAAGAAAAGAUUAAAAGCAUUGAGGAUUACAUUGUAGUAUGCACAUUUAUUGAAUACCCACUGUACCGAAAGUACUUAAAGGGUGCGCACUGUAACACUUUGUUUCAGUGUUUACAUAUUUCAAAGUCCCGGUCAUAAAACUUAAGUAGCCGAAUUAUGAACCGAUCGCUAUGGCUUAGCCCGCACACAGAAAGUGCUAGCGUCGGCAUAAUUGUAACGAACGGACAGCAUAUGCAUACCCCUCGCGCCUCCACUUAAGAGCGCAUAGCAACGUUUAUAAGUACACUCCUUUAUACAUAAGUAUAUAGGUAGAUAGCCGUCUCUCUGCCGCCGCCUGCGAGCAGCGCAGCUACGAGACUUAGCCUUACUUAGACUUAAAGAAUAUGGUAAAAGAUCAGAGACACUUCGAUCGUUGAAGCGGCACCAUUGCUGCUCCAACUAAAUAAAAUAAAAACCGAAAUAAAAACUGAAAAGGAUCGACUAAAUUAUUAUACAACAUGGCGACCGUGACCUGCAACGCAAUUUUCGGAUAAAGGACACUCAAAAAUGGAAGACAGGAAGAAAGACUACAAAAACUAAAACUGGAAAACGGAUACACAGACGAAAAAAAAACUGAGUAAAUAGAGUGAAAGCAAUGGGCAAACGCAUAGGAGUUGCGCAAAAAAAAAAAAAGAAACCAACCAUGCUGAAAACAACAUUUUUUUUACCCAUGUACUGCGUUGCAUAAUUUUUUUAAUUGCACGACGAUACAUAUUUUUUUUUAAGAUAAUAUAAUAUUUUGCAAAA